AUGGCAUCUUGUGUUAUUCCCAAGGCGGCCAAUGAGCCGCCUGUAUUCAAGGAGCACAGUCGGAACGCCGUCAGCCACCGUACACAUUAUGAGACUGCUCGGAGAACUACAACCCGCAUCUCCCAACCUCGGACGCCUCGACCUGUCAUGACAGAAUCUCCGGUCUACAAACCCCGCAUGGACCUCUCCAACAACCUUCUCUUCCGCCUCAGCCUCUACUACAUCUUCGUGAGCCCCGAGACAUGGCAAGUCGCCUCAUUGCUGAAUCAACUCCACAAAAUCGCUCCAGGCAUUGCUACACAAGAGGUCAAAUCCACCUACCUCCAUUUGCAUGACACAGAGCAUCCUAUGUGGGUCCGAGCCAAAGACAUGGCGAUUCAGGAGCCGGAUGAGCUGAAGCGGAUCAUGCGAGAUGAAAUUGGGUUGGGGGGCGAGAGGUGGGACGUUCGUGUGGUGAAACCUGUGAUGGCGAUGGCUAUAUUGAGGUUGAUCAGGGAUUGA
Letharia lupina is the source of this 501-nucleotide messenger RNA. RefSeq lists its product as uncharacterized. The transcript has 2 exons. Lineage: Eukaryota; Fungi; Ascomycota; Lecanoromycetes; Lecanorales; Parmeliaceae. The coding region runs from base 1 to 501 and encodes 166 amino acids. The record is from RefSeq and is a predicted model, not a curated record.